Molecule: messenger RNA, 3257 nt
Organism: Trifolium pratense (red clover)
Lineage: Eukaryota; Viridiplantae; Streptophyta; Magnoliopsida; Fabales; Fabaceae
Product: pre-mRNA-processing protein 40C
Exons: 17
Coding region: 151-3009 (952 amino acids)
Cellular component (GO): nucleus
Molecular function (GO): transcription coregulator activity; RNA polymerase binding
Source: RefSeq, a predicted model, not a curated record
AUUGCAAUUUGCAAACAGGGGAGAGCUAAGCCCUAACUACAAAGUACAAACAAAACACGAUUUGUAGAGUUGUGUUUGUGACUCAUAUGUUCUACUCCUUCACUUCACUUUUCAACUUCCCCCAACAAUCAAUCAGAUACAUCACUUUUAAUGGCUCAACCACCUCUCUCUUCUCAAACGCCUCCUUCUAUCCCUAAUUCUUCUUCUUCUUCUUCUUCAACUCCUGCAUCAUCACCGGCGCCACCACUCUCUUACGCCGUUAAUCAAAAUAUCAACGCUUCUGGGAAUUCUCACCAGCCUCCGUCUCAUUCUGGAAUGAAGCCCAAUUCGGCUGCCAAUCCUCCUAUUCAUAAUCUCCCUCCGCAUGCUGGUGCUCCUUCAUUUUCAUAUAAUUUUCCUCAGAGUGCCGCCGCUUUUGCUGCCAACCAACAUGCACAACCUAACACUAACAUGUCGGAUUCCGUUACACUAGAUUUUAGUAAAGUGUCAUCUGCAUCAAACAACCAACAUCCUGCUGCUGCUCCUACUUCUAUAUCCUCAAUGCCACCGCCCUCUGACCCUAACUAUCGCCCAACUACUUCAUGGAUGCCAACUGCCCCAACUUUUCCUGUCCAUCCUGUAAUGCCUGGAACUCCUGGUCCCCCUGGAUUAGCAAAACCUGUGAUAAUACCCAAUCCAGCUGCUCAAUCUGCAAACACAGAUUUUUCCUCAGCUGCAGUACUGAGGCAAAAUAUGCCAACUGCAGCCAUUGCAUCAGAUCCUAAUGCCCCACAUAGAGGCUUACCCUAUCCACCCAUACCUUCCAUGGUUGCUCCACCUCAGGGAUAUUGGUUACAGCCUCCGCAGAUGGGUGGUGCACUUAGGCCACCAUUUAAUCAAUAUCCUCCUGCUUUUCCUGGCCCCUUUCCAUUUCCAGCACGUGGUGUUGCUCUCCCUGCUGUUCCAGUACCUGAUUCUCAGCCUCCUGGUGUUACUCCUGUGGGUGCUGCCAGCAUUUCUGUACCUUCUGCUCCCGGUCAUCUGCUAAGAGGAACAUCUGGCAUGCAGACAGAAGUAAUUUCAGCACAUACUGAUGACAAGCACAAAUUAAACACCACUGUGACACAGAAUGAGGAUGCUUCUAAUCAACUAGAUGCUUGGACUGCUCACAAGAGUGAAGCAGGGAUUGUAUACUAUUAUAAUGCUUUGACAGGGAAAUCCACAUAUGAUAAACCUCCUGGCUUUAAAGCGGAGGCACACCAAGUUUCUGUGCAGCCGACUCCAGUUUCAAUGGUAGAUUUUCCUGGUACUGAUUGGCAGUUGGUCUCUACUAGUGAUGGAAAAAAAUAUUACUAUAACAACCGAACCAAGACAAGCUGCUGGCAAAUUCCAAAUGAGGUGGCUGAAUUGAAAAAAAAGCAGGAUGGUGAUGUUACAAAAGACCAUUUAAUGCCAGUUCCAAAUACUAAUGUAUUGUCGGAUAAAGGGUCUGGAAUGGUUACUCUGAAUGCUCCCGCUAUUACUACUGGUGGUCGUGAUGCUGCAGCUCCUAAACCCUCUAUAGUACAGAGCUCACCAUCAGCAUUGGAUUUGAUCAAGAAGAAGUUGCAGGAAUACGGAGCACCUGUUACAUCCUCUUCUAUUCCUACACUAUCAGUGCUACCAGGAUCUGAAUCAAAUGGUUCAAAAGCAACCGACUCUACAGCUAAGAGCCUGCAAAAUGACAAUAGCAAAGAUAAACCAAAAGAUGCUAAUGGUGAUGCUAAUCUCACUGAUACAUCUUCAGAUUCAGAAGAUGAGGAUAGUGGGCCUUCAAAGGAGGAGUGCAUAAAUCAAUUUAAGGAGAUGCUUAAGGAACGAGGUGUGGCACCAUUCUCAAAGUGGGAGAAAGAACUACCAAAGAUAGUAUUUGAUCCCCGUUUUAAGGCUAUCCCUAGUUAUUCUGCUAGGAGAACCUUGUUUGAACAUUAUGUUAAAAAUCGUGCGGAAGAAGAACGCAAAGAAAAACGCGCUGCACAAAAGGCUGCAGUUGAGGGGUUUAGGCAGUUAUUGGAUGAAGCCUCAGAGGAUAUUAAUGACCACACUGAUUAUCACACUUUUCGAAAGACCUGGGGAAACGAUCCACGGUUUGAGGCAUUGGACCGCAAGGAACGAGAGCACCUUCUAAACGAAAGAGUGCUUCCUUUGAAGAAAGCCACUGAAGAAAAAGCUCAAGCAGUUCGUGAUGCUGCUGCUGCUGGUUUUAAGUCACUGCUUAAAGAACAAGGAGAUAUAACUUUUAACUCCCGUUGGUCCAGGGUUAAAGAGAGUUUAAGAGAUGACCCGAGAUAUAAAUCUGUGAAACAUGAGGAUAGGGAACUUUUGUUCAAUGAGUAUAUAUCCGAGUUGAAAGCUGCUGAACAUGCAGCAGAGCGAGAGACUAGAGCUAAAAGGGAGGAGCAGGAGAAGCUGCGGGAGAGGGAGCGGGAGCUGCGUAAAAGGAAGGAAAGAGAAGAACAUGAAAUGGAACGGGUACGAAUAAAAAUUCGAAGGAAGGAGGCAGUUACUUCCUUUCAAGCUUUACUUGUGGAGAGAAUCAAAGACCCUACGGCAUCAUGGACAGAAUCAAAGCCUAAACUAGAAAAAGAUCCUCAAGGACGUGCAACCAAUUCUGAUCUUGAUUCAGCUGACAUGGAAAAACUCUUCCGCGAUCAUGUAAAGAUGCUUCAGGAACGUCGUGCUCACGAUUUUAGAGCUCUUCUAGCUGAAAUCUUGACUGCUGAAGCCGCGUCUCAGGAAACUGAUGAUGGGAAAACAGUGCUUAAUUCAUGGUCUACAGCAAAGCGUCUUUUAAAAUCCGAUCCAAGAUAUAACAAGGUUGAAAGCAAAGAUAGAGAAGCCUUGUGGCGCCGUUAUGUAGAGGAUAUGCUUCGGCGGCAAAAGUCAUCUAACGAUUCAAAGGAAGAAAAAUAUACAGAUGCCAGAAGUAGAAAGACUCUAGAAUCAUCCAAACAUCCAUUGGAAUCAGGGAGAUCACAUGAGAGAAGAUAAUUUUGUUUAUAAUUUGUGUGUUGCUAUUUUUCUCAUAAUUUAUAGAUUAGGUUUCUUAACCUUGAAGCCUGAUAUUAGAACAGAAAUAUAUUAAGUUCUAAAUGCUGUAGUAGUAUCACUCUUAUUUUUCAGAUCUCUUUGGGAUGAUAUGAAUAUUGUGUUAUUGUACAAGUAUCAUUAAUAUCCGCAGUGUCCUCCAAUUAUUAAGUUUCAGUCUUUUUUUUCUUAUGAAAAAUUAAUUUUCCCAA